Messenger RNA from Hydra vulgaris (swiftwater hydra), 586 nucleotides. NCBI's taxonomy places the organism in Eukaryota, Metazoa, Cnidaria, Hydrozoa, Anthoathecata, Hydridae. The record is from RefSeq and is a predicted model, not a curated record.
GUUUACUAUAAUUUAUUAUUUUUUCAUUUAUAUUUUGAUUUAUAUUAUUAUUGUAAAUAAUAUUUAUUUCUAUUUAGUUAACCACGGAGAUGAAACUGAAGUUGACAAUGAUGGGGAAGAUGAAAACAAAGCACUAAAGAAAUACAGAAAAUUGAAACUUAGACUAGAUGAUUUUAUGGAAGAAAUGAGGAAAACAGUGUCAUUAUUAGUGUCUAACCCUGUGACAACUGCAUCGUUCUCUGGUACUACUUCAACAUCAUCAUCAUCUGAUAUGACUGCAACUGCGCUGACAUCUGGUACUACUACAAUUGCAUCGUCAUCUGGUACUACUACAACUGCAUCGUCAUCUGGUACUACUACAGUUGCAUUGUCUGGCACUGCUGCAACCGAUCUAAAUUGGAGCAGCUACAGGCUUUAUCGCUCCCAGCACCCAGGACCUCUUUCUGAGAGGUCCUUUAACAAAUGGUGCCUUAAUAAUGGUAUGGAUGAGCCCUCAUUUAAAUGGAGAGCUCAUCCAUACAAGGGUGCUGGGAGGCACCAAGGAAAAAACAGCAACAAAAAAAUUUUAAAUAUCUUCAAUCAGUGA